This is a messenger RNA of Heterostelium album PN500, 177 nucleotides long. RefSeq lists its product as uncharacterized. The transcript has a single exon. The record is from RefSeq and is a predicted model, not a curated record. The coding region runs from base 1 to 177 and encodes 58 amino acids. Lineage: Eukaryota; Evosea; Eumycetozoa; Acytosteliales; Acytosteliaceae.
AUGAUUUAUCGCCCACCAAAUCAAAUUGAAAUUAAUUUUAAUUGGUAUGAUUUCACCCAACAACAAAUAUUUGAUCGUUUAUCAACGAGUACUCAUUGGUUGGAAGACAUGUCUAUCAAAUGUGUUUUAUCAUGGAAUGGUAGAACAUCGAAUAUAUGUUGCGAUGAAUCAAGAUAA